This is a messenger RNA of Manacus vitellinus (golden-collared manakin), 969 nucleotides long. It is a transcript of the gene TMCO1, whose product is annotated as transmembrane and coiled-coil domains 1. Gene Ontology annotation, molecular function: calcium channel activity. Gene Ontology annotation, biological process: endoplasmic reticulum calcium ion homeostasis. The record is from RefSeq and is a predicted model, not a curated record. Lineage: Eukaryota; Metazoa; Chordata; Aves; Passeriformes; Pipridae. Gene Ontology annotation, cellular component: endoplasmic reticulum; endoplasmic reticulum membrane; cytoplasm. The transcript is spliced from 8 exons. Bases 1 to 729 code for a protein of 242 amino acids.
AUGGCUCGGGCCCAGCCCGCCGGCGGGCGGCCAUGCGGCCGCACGGGCCCGCACCGCGCCCGCGCCCUCCCCGCCCGCGGGACAAAGGCGGCCAAGGGCAUCCUGGUUUAUAUCAGCAACGGUGUGGCCAGCGGGACCAGGGCACUGACCAUCUCCCUGUUCUGGGCGCUGCUGAGGCACCUCAAAUCCUGGGGAGGUCUUUGCUUACCUGGUUACUUGCUGUUUGUUUCAGGUAUCACUUGGGUGCUGGUUUACCGGACAGACAAAUACAAGAGAUUAAAGGCUGAAGUGGAAAAGCAGAGCAAGAAAUUGGAAAAGAAGAAGGAAACGAUAACUGAAUCAGCAGGCCGACAGCAGAAAAAGAAGAUAGAGAGACAAGAAGAGAAGCUGAAGAAUAACAACAGGGACUUGUCAAUGGUUCGAAUGAAAUCCAUGUUUGCCAUUGGCUUCUGCUUUACUGCCUUGAUGGGAAUGUUCAACUCCAUAUUUGAUGGCCGAGUGGUGGCAAAGCUUCCCUUUAUCCCCCUCUCAUACAUCCAAGGUCUCUCCCACCGCAACCUGCUGGGUGAGGAUUACACCGACUGCUCCUUCAUCUUCCUCUACAUUCUCUGCACAAUGUCCAUCAGACAGAAUAUCCAGAAGAUGCUCGGUCUUGCUCCUUCCCGGGCUGCCACCAAGCAGGCAGGAGGCUUCCUUGGCCCCCCACCUCAGGCAGGGAAGUUCUCCUAAAGCACAGCCUUCAUGGAAGGCCUGGCCAGUGCACUAGACUGCCUUUGGGAGGUAACAAGAUGGGAUUCCGCACCAGGCAUCACCUGUCCAAACAAAACCAGGCUAUGCAGUAUUGAAAUCAUCAUCCAUUUGGAGUGUUCCACCAGCAGUUGAUGGCUCAUCAAACCAGGAAACAUCUCUGAGAAGAUAACUCGACCUUUUGUUUCUGAGAAAUAAACGGCAUGGGCAUGUUAAUUAAUG